Messenger RNA from Necator americanus (New World hookworm), 267 nucleotides. RefSeq lists its product as uncharacterized. The transcript is spliced from 2 exons. The record is from RefSeq and is a predicted model, not a curated record. Gene Ontology annotation, cellular component: nucleus. Lineage: Eukaryota; Metazoa; Nematoda; Chromadorea; Rhabditida; Ancylostomatidae. Gene Ontology annotation, molecular function: protein dimerization activity; E-box binding; DNA-binding transcription factor activity, RNA polymerase II-specific. The coding region runs from base 1 to 267 and encodes 88 amino acids. Gene Ontology annotation, biological process: axon development; positive regulation of transcription by RNA polymerase II; sensory organ development.
AUGGCAUCACCAGAGGCUGGAGUACGAUUAUCCAUAAACUUAAGAGAACGAUGCCGAAUGCAUGAUCUGAACGAAGCGCUGGACGAUCUUCGUGCCGUGUUACCGUAUGCUCGUGGGAACUCGGUGAGGAAACUGAGCAAGAUAGCCACACUGUUACUCGCAAAGAAUCACAUAAUUAUGCAGGCGAAGGCGAUCGAAGAACUUCGUCAGCUGGUCGUGUCAUUGCGGACACAGCUCGAAACGAAACAGCCACCGACCGAAGAAUAG